This is a messenger RNA of Chironomus riparius, 828 nucleotides long. NCBI's taxonomy places the organism in Eukaryota, Metazoa, Arthropoda, Insecta, Diptera, Chironomidae. The record is from the annotation of a GenBank genome assembly.
AUGCUUGCUAAUUUCUCUCAUGUUGUGAAUGCACCGGAACAUAAUAAACCUAGUGUGAAUGCACCUGAACACAAUGAAACUAGUAUAAAUGCACCUGAACACAAUGAACCUAGUGUAAUUGCACCUGAACACAAUAAACCUAGUGUGAAUGCACCUGAACACAAUGAACCUAGUGUGAAUGCACCUGGACACAAUAAACUUAUAGUGAAUGCACCUGAACACAAUGAACCUAGUGUGUACGCACCUGAACACAAUGAACCUAGUGUGAAUGCACCUGAACACAAUGAAACUAGCAUAACUGCACCUGAACACAAUAAACAUAUUGUGAAUGCACCUGAACACAAUGAACCUAGUGAGAAUUCACCUGAACACAAUGAACCCAGUGUGAAUGCACCUGAACAAAACGAACCUAGUGUGAAUGCACCUGGACACAAUAAACUUAUAGUGAAUGCACCUGAACACAAUGAACCUAGUGUGUACGCACCUGAACACAAUGAACCUAGUGUGAAUGCACCUGAACACAAUGAAACUAGCAUAACUGCACCUGAACACAAUAAACAUAUUGUGAAUGCACCUGAACACAAUGAACCUAGUGAAAAUUCACCUGAACACAAUGAACCCAGUGUGAAUGCACCUGAACAAAACGAACCUAGUGUGAAUGCACCUGACCACAAUGAACCUAUUGUCAAUGCACCUGAACAUAAUAAACCUAGUGUGAAUGCACCUAAACACAAUAAACCUAGUGUGAAUGCACCUGAACACAAUGAACCUAGUGUGAAUGCACCGGAACACAAUAAACCUAGUGUGAAUGCACCUGAAAACAAUUAA